Messenger RNA from Osmia lignaria (orchard mason bee), 2500 nucleotides. RefSeq names its product translation elongation factor eEF-1 alpha chain (gene Ef-1a-f1). Gene Ontology annotation, molecular function: GTP binding; GTPase activity; translation elongation factor activity. The record is from RefSeq and is a predicted model, not a curated record. Gene Ontology annotation, biological process: translational elongation. NCBI's taxonomy places the organism in Eukaryota, Metazoa, Arthropoda, Insecta, Hymenoptera, Megachilidae.
GCCGCGGCCAUUACGCGAGCGGUCGGGGGCGUGCGAUCAUUAUUCGACGCAGUUGCAUCCGCUUGGUCCGUAGCUCCUCGACGAGAUCGUGCCAGCAAGAUUUCCGGUUCACCGUCAGCCUCCCUGCGAUCUCCCGGAGAGAUAGGUAACUAGAGCGUCGACAUGGGUAAGGAGAAGAUACACAUAAACAUCGUGGUGAUAGGCCACGUCGAUUCGGGCAAGUCUACCACCACGGGACAUUUGAUCUACAAAUGCGGCGGUAUCGACAAGCGUACCAUCGAGAAAUUCGAGAAAGAAGCCCAGGAGAUGGGUAAAGGUUCGUUCAAGUACGCCUGGGUGUUGGAUAAGCUUAAGGCCGAGCGCGAACGCGGUAUCACGAUCGAUAUCGCUCUGUGGAAAUUCGAGACGGCCAAGUAUUACGUGACCAUCAUCGACGCGCCGGGUCAUCGUGAUUUCAUCAAGAACAUGAUCACCGGUACCAGCCAGGCCGAUUGCGCCGUCCUAAUCGUCGCAGCUGGUAUCGGCGAAUUUGAAGCGGGAAUAUCGAAAAACGGGCAAACGCGCGAACACGCUUUGCUCGCGUUCACCUUGGGCGUUAAACAGCUGAUCGUCGGCGUGAACAAGAUGGACAUGACCGAUCCGCCCUACUCGGAGAGUCGUUUCGAGGAAAUUAAGAAAGAGGUGUCAUCGUACAUCAAGAAGAUCGGUUACAACACCGCGUCCGUCGCCUUUGUACCGAUCUCCGGCUGGCACGGCGACAACAUGCUCGAACCGUCGCCAAAGACACCCUGGUACAAGGGAUGGAAAGUGGAGCGUAAGGAUGGAAACGCCGAUGGGAAGACUCUGAUCGAGGCCCUUGACGCUAUACUGCCACCGUCCAGACCCACCGACAAGGCUCUUCGUCUGCCCCUUCAGGAUGUUUACAAGAUCGGUGGUAUCGGCACUGUUCCGGUCGGUCGUGUGGAGACUGGUAUCCUGAAACCAGGUAUGUUGGUGACAUUUGCUCCAGCGGCGCUGACCACUGAAGUAAAGUCAGUGGAGAUGCAUCACGAGGCCCUGACGGAGGCACUGCCCGGCGACAACGUCGGGUUCAACGUGAAGAAUAUUUCCGUGAAGGAAUUGAGGCGCGGUUACGUGGCGGGUGAUUCGAAGAAUCAGCCUCCUCGAGGAGCUGCCGAUUUCAUGGCUCAGGUGAUCGUCCUGAAUCAUCCUGGCCAGAUCAGCAACGGGUAUACACCGGUGCUCGAUUGUCACACCGCUCAUAUCGCGUGCAAAUUCGCGGAGAUCAAGGAGAAAUGCGAUCGUCGUACCGGAAAGACUACCGAGGAAAAUCCGAAGAGCAUCAAGAGCGGGGAUGCUGCAAUCGUGAUGCUACAACCUACGAAACCGAUGUGCGUCGAAGCUUUCCAGGAAUUUCCGCCAUUGGGUCGUUUCGCAGUUCGUGAUAUGCGUCAAACCGUCGCUGUGGGCGUCAUUAAGAGCGUCACCUUCAAAGAUACCCAGGGCAAGGUUACAAAGGCCGCGGAGAAGGCCCAGAAAAAAAAGUAACCAUCAAGCUUCCUCGGAAGCUCGCAGUCCGCCGGCUGGUGCCCUACGAGCAUCUCCGCGCAGGGAUCCUCAUCAAGGAUGCAGUACGCCGCGGCUGCUCCAUUCAAUUCAUACUCGACUAAUAAUACCAAAAGUGAAAAGAUGUUGUGCUUACCCCCGUUACAUUAUCCGGUAGUAUUGAAUCCGCGCAUCUAUCCGAAUCUGCACAUUCAGUUCACCCACGCCCCGCGCACACCCCACAUAUGCUAGGUGGAUAACGAUUACGUUUUUACUCAUUCUUACAUUGACGAAAAUAUGUGUCCAAUUACAGGUAAGAAAUACUAAGUUCCCCUUGGACUCUGUGUAGUUAGGUUUUUCAAUUAAACGACAACACGUUAACACCGACGAUCAGACGGGAUGUUGUACGUCGUGUGAUCACCGUAAACGGUGACAACACCAGACGAGACACGAGGCAGCGGUCAGGCUACAAGCUUUAACAUCCCAAACGAGAUUUAUGUUCCUCUAAUAUGGUUUCAGUUGAAAAGAAAGGAGACAAAAACCAAACGCGACCGGAAACCUAUUUGACUGAUGUUAACCGCAAAUAAACCCAGUCGAACACCAUCGAAUCGCCGCCGCCUCGCAUCCCCGACCUUGUUUCUUAAACAAUUUUUAUUUACCACACGAAUUCGUUAAGGCUGAUUUGUUCGAAGACUUGGUUGCCUCGCUGCAAGAAUAAUUUUAUUACUCGUAUAAGAAGUGUAUUUAUCUCUAGUUAAGGAACAUUAGAUCGUGAUCCCAAUCUUUCGCGAUACGUGCGAACCUCUCUCGCGAUUAAAAGGGUAUUCUCUUUUAAUUAGCCAGCGAGUUUCGUUCACGAAUCGCAUGUGUUAAUCUCGAUAACCCUAAUAGACGCGUUCGACAAUUGUUUUGACCCUUAGCCAGUAUUAUGUUGAUGUAAUAAAAAAAAAAAAAA